Lactuca sativa (garden lettuce) is the source of this 357-nucleotide messenger RNA. RefSeq lists its product as uncharacterized. Lineage: Eukaryota; Viridiplantae; Streptophyta; Magnoliopsida; Asterales; Asteraceae. The record is from RefSeq and is a predicted model, not a curated record.
CUCUUCUCCAAACCCCAGAUAUCUAUCACAACAUUGACCAAACAUGUCGAACAACAUGAGUGCCGGACAAGCCUAUGGCCAUGCUGAGGCUAAAGCCGAAAAUGUAGCCGGUGCAGCCAAGGACACCGCCAACAAAGCCCAGGACAAGGCUGCUGAUGCUGCCAAUGAGGCCGGUGAUCAGGCUCAGCUCCGCAAGGAAGAGGCCUCUAGCAUCCUCCAGCAGACCGGAGAGCAGGUGGCCAACAUGGCUCAAGGUGCUUAUGAUGGUGUCAAGAACACACUUGGCGUCGGUGAAACCCAGCAGAAGAAGUGAAGGGUCAAACUUACUUUGUUUGACAUUGCUUCACAAUAAAUGUC